Molecule: messenger RNA, 7446 nt
Organism: Ochotona curzoniae (black-lipped pika)
Lineage: Eukaryota; Metazoa; Chordata; Mammalia; Lagomorpha; Ochotonidae
Product: interferon-induced very large GTPase 1-like
Exons: 1
Coding region: 3-7310 (2435 amino acids)
Molecular function (GO): GTP binding
Source: RefSeq, a predicted model, not a curated record
CCAUGGCCACAGGAGGACACACCCAUGAUGAACAUCUGCUCAGAGAAGAAAGGAAACAAGAUCUCCAAGAGAGGCUGAGAGCAGUGGGACUGGCUGCUGAGUACUGGUUACCAAUGCUGCAGGAACACCUGGGUGUGACCUGCGCACAGGCCUUACAACACCUUGAUGAAGAGGACCUCCAGAAGCUGAAAGACCAGACACGACAUCCAUGGGAGAAAAGAGCCCUGGAGAAGCUGCUGCACCUGUCACCAUCCAAGAUUUCAGGGUCAAAGCAGUCUCCUGUGGAACUGAUGAACCAAAAGCAGAUGCAGGCAGAAAAGGCACUGCAAGAACUGCAGAAAUUGUUGUCUGAAGGGAGGCAGCGACAGGAAGAGGUAGUGAAGAGAAAGGAAGAAGAGCUGAGGCAAGCAAUGGAAAUACCUGAGGAGUACUGGCCACCACCUGAAAAGUCACUUUGGGAGGUUCUAGACAACAUGCAGAAACUAUUCAGGCUCACAGAGGGGAUCCAGACUGCUAGGCAAAACCUUCCAGACAGAGAUCUGGUGAGAAGGGCAUCUGGAGGACUGGCCCUGCAGGGGAUUUACAAAACCAGCCAACAAAGGGACCUGCUUGAAAGAAGAGAGGAGCUACUCAGCCUGCCCAAGGAGCUUUCACUCCUUGGACCUGAGCAGGGCACACGAAUGGAAACAGUUGAAUUCACCUCCCGAGAAGCAGAGUCUAUGUUCACACAGAGUGUAGAGAAGCUGGGCUUAAGCUUAAGUGAAUCAGCUGAGGUUGUAGGCUUGGAAGUUAGUCUAGAAGAGGGUAUGAAUCACAACCAACAUUCAGAAUUCAAGGAAAAAGAACAAUCACAUUCUGAGCACUCUUAUUUUUGUUCAACCAAGUUCAGCUAUGUCCCCCUGGCCUCCUGCCACUUCUCCAUGGAUCAGCUCAAGUUAUCCAAGGCUGCUCUGCAAGAAUUGAAGUGCAUUGAAGACAUCCUGCAACAGACCCCUAGCUCUGACAAACUGCCCACCAUGUUGAGGUGCAGGAUGGAAAAAUUCUUCCACAGAUUUGGUUCUCAUGCAAACCAAGGCCCUCUGCACCUGGGAGGAAUCUUCUGGUGGAAGGCCAUUUCAGAGGGAUUCCAGAGAGAGCAAUUGGAAGAAGCAAAAGGGCACUUUGCCAAGUCCCUGGAUAUUUACAUUAGGGACAGCUAUGGUGGCUUUGGAAUGAAUGUUCUUGCAGGUAGUAAGGUGUCCAACACUCUUUCACAAGCACACUCUCCAAGAAAAACACUCCAAAAUCUCCAAACCAAAGUGCAAGUGUCUGAGGCCAAGACAGGUGGCCCACCAGAAGCAGAUGGAUUUGUGCAAUGGAAAGCAGGCCUCAUUGCCAACAAUCAAACCUGGUGCAUUAUCGACCGGGGACACCAGCUGGUACCCAUUUGGGACAUCAUCCUCUGCAGCCACAGAAGUGAUUUUAAGAAUGCCCUCCAGAUGGCUCAGUGUCUUAAUGACACCUAUACUACUAUGACAAGCUUCAAUGCCAAGAUUCAGUAUGAGGAAGAACUACUGAAUACUGAGAAGGAGGUUAGAAAUUUCCUAAAGGAUGUGAAAUCCUGGAAAGUAUCAGAACCUGAAGAGCAGCUUCAAAAAUUAAUACACAUCAUGCAGAUGCUGAAUCAAAAAAUGAAAUGUUAUGACACAUGGAUAAACGUAUGUCUUACAAAUGGAGACCUGCAGAAUUUCCUAAUAAAAACUGUCAAAUUUUGCAAAGAAGUUUCCAGUUACAAAACUAAAUUUAUUAAAUCUCAAUUGCGAAAGCUUCUGGAUCCUCACAUCUACAAAGUGACAAACUUUCCCGAGGCUCACUCCAUCAUGCAGUGGAUCCUCCAGUCAGAGACACACCCUGACCCAGAGCAAAUAAAUAUCUCCCACUUUUCUGAAUUAAUUAAUAUCUUAACAAAAACCUACAAUGAACUCAUGGACUUGAAGGUCAACUCUGAGUCUGCAGAGUCAAUAGAAGAAGCUCAAAGAAAGGCUAAUUUUGAAAUCAGCUCGGCUCUCAGAUCCUUUUUCAAUUACCUCCAAGAAGCAGGGAAGACAGACACACGCCUUUUGCUACUUUUCAUUGCAACUGGUGCAGGAUAUCAGGUGGCAAACCAUACUUUUCAGUGUGUAGGGGCAGAUGAGCUAAACUUCCUACUAAAUGAAAUGAGGUCUUCCCACAAUAAAUACCAGGAACUCAAAAGUAUUUCCAUGUACAGGGCCCAGGCAUUUCUGCUGCUCACAGGUCUGACAGCCACAGUUGGAGUCACAGCUGUUUCUCCAGAAGAAAAAACACAACGCCUAGAAUUAAUGAAACAACACAUGGGGCAACCAUGGUCUAAAGAGGUUGUCCAUGUCCUAGGCAAACAUAGAGCAGAAGAUGAUUGGGAUAUUCUAGAGAAAGAACUGAGAUUGCUGAUCAAUGGGGAUUGUGAAGUCACUAAGUCUUCUUUGCACAUGGACGAAGUGGCAAAACAAUUGGAAAGUCUUUUCCAUGGAAAAAAACAACCCCAUGAUCUACAGGAAGAUGAAAACAGAACAGGGGAGGUCAUAGAAAAUAGGCUCUUCCUAGAAUUACUGCAAAGGCUAGGCUUAGAACAGUACUACCCAAAAAGGAUGAGCAGAGCUAACUUCCAUAUUAUCUACAAGAAGUCUGUGCAUGACACAAAGCCCAGCUCUGAAAAGGAGCUUCCCUUUUACUUCCUGCAGAAGUUGCUAAUGUCGGAUUAUAGCCUAAGACACUUGGCCAUCAAGGAUGAUAGAGAGACAGAAUACCACGUAGCCUCAACAACCUCCAAUCAGGAUAAUAAGGAUUUUGAUCCAUAUGAGGACUUUAUUGAAGAUGGCUCCAGUUCCACUAACCUUUCAUCCACAAAGCCAUCCCAGCUCAACAAACACCACAUUCACCCAAUGGACAUUCAGAUGGCAAUUUUUCACUGUGUAGAUGACUAUACCAGGCAAUAUAUUUUGGACAAACUUGCCAUUUGCCAAUUUGCCCUCCCCCUUGUAGUGCCUAAUCCUUGCAAUUCUCAGAUUGAGUUCUCCCUCUGGUCUCUCAGGCAAAUCAGGAGAAGUUGGCAGCAAGUCAGUAAAUCACCAGGUGGGAAGAAGAUCAGUUACAGGAAUCAGCAGAUGUGCUGUGUCUCUACCCCAAUUGUGUCCUUCAUCAGAGUUGGGGAUGGCCUCUCUGCUUCCAAAUCUCAGAUCAUGAACUGUAUUCUAAGUAAACAUAAACAUGAUGUGUUUUUUCACCGCCACUACAAAGGAAGCACAAAAGACUGUCUCUUGAUGGAAGGUGUGGUAGAAGUGAGCUGGUUCUGUCCUGGUGGUGAUGAUGGGGACAGAUUUGACAACUGUGUGACCUUCACCAAUCUUCAUGGAGAUGCAAAGAAACAUAAGCAGCAGCUCACUCUUCUGCAGGAAAUCUCUUCUCUCAUUGUGGUCCUCAUGAAAUUUUCUGAUAACAAUGAAGAAAAUAGGAAGCUUGUUCGUGAGCUAUGCUACUCUUCCAGACCUUUGAUCUUCUUGCUUGAUGACAAAGAAAAAGGCAUGGUCAAUACUUCUGGUCAGAGAGUAAGAAUUGGCAUCAGGAAUAGAAAUGAGGCAGAAUUAACAGAGGAGAUCACAACAGCAAUCAGGCAUUUGCUAGAGUCCCCUGACACUUCUAUCAGCCUAGAAGACUGUUCCCAGAUCGCUCGCCAGCAAGGAUUCCUCAUUGAUGAAGACAACAGAGAGUGUAAGGAAGGCAAAGAAAAGGCACAAAAUGUAAUGGCCCUCCUGUCAGAAACAGAGUUAUCUCACGUGAAGGAACAUUUACUGCCCUUACAGGGAACACUGUGGCACCUGUGGUGUAGAAAGGACAAAGAGCUCUACCAUCUGACAGAGAAGGGCAAUCGGAGCAUUGAGCAACACAAGAGUGACAUUGAGACAGAGAAACAAGAGAUACGGCAACAACAGCUGAUCAAAGCCUUUCCUCUCAAUGAUUUAAUGAGAUCUGUUCUUGAAAUUCUUCAGGGAAAUUCAGAAACUUACAGCAAACUCUAUUUUUUACCAUGGUUGAGUGUAUUUUUGGAUAAUCUGACUGCACAACACUUAGAACAGUUGCUUGAUGAGCAAAGGUCCUUGUGGCUACAGGUACAAGAAGAGAGGAAAAACAUGCCAAAGAGCAGUUCUCUGACAGACUUGCAAAGUCAGAUAGAGGCCAUUUCCUCAGAGAUUAAUAACUGCAGACUCGGAUUUGAGUACCUUCUCAGAGAAGUUGGCCAAAUCUAUGAAGCUCUGGAAGAAUCAUCCUCAAAAAAAAUGGCUCUCUCUCAUUCUCUACCUGAAAUUGCUGCAGAUCUGAUGAUAUCUGGUGUUCCCAUUGAGCUGAUGGAUGGGGAUGCCUCAUAUGUGCCUCUAAAGUGGGUGGCAGCUAUUUUUGACAAGCUUGCAGAGAAACUUGGAGACAAAAAGCUGUUUGUUCUCUCUAUCCUUGGCCUGCAGAGUUCAGGCAAGUCCACUCUGCUGAAUACACUCUUUGGGCUGCAGUUCACAGUCAGUGCAGGCAGGUGUACCCGGGGGGCCUAUAUGCAGCUCCUAAAGGUGGAGGAGACAUUCACAGAGGAACUUGGCUUUGACUUUGUGCUAGUUGUGGAUACCGAAGGUCUCCGAGCCCCAGAACUCAGUAAUAAAUCCCAGAACAGAGACAAUGAAUUGGCAACCUUUGUCACUGGACUUGGGAACUUGACUCUCAUCAAUAUAUUUGGGGAGAACCCAUCAGAGAUGCAGGAUAUCCUACAGAUAGUUGUCCAAGCCUUUCUGAGAAUGAAACAGGUGAAAAUCUCACCAAGUUGCCUCUUCAUCCAUCAGAAUGUGGGGGAAGUUACUGCUGAAGACCAAUUGAUGGAAACACGUAGGAGACUAGUGCAGAGACUAGACGAAAUGGCAAAAUUAGCAGCAGCACAGGAACAGUGCUCAGACAUCACCUGCUUCAAUGAUGUCAUUAAGUUUGAUGUCAACACUCAGGUCUACUACUUUGCGCAUCUCUGGAAUGGCAAUCCUCCUAUGGCCCCUCCCAAUCCUCGCUACAGCCUCAACGUGCAGGAAUUGAAAAGUAAUAUUCUUAUGAGUGCCAAACAGGAAUCCAAGGGAAGCAUCAUGAAGAUAUCAGAUGUAAAACUUCGUGUUCAAGAUAUGUGGAAAGCUCUGGUGAGUGAGAACUUUAUUUUCAGUUUCAGGAACACCAGAGAAGUUGUGGCCAUGAGCAAACUGGAAACCAUGUACAACCAGUGGACCUGGCAACUGAGGAGUCAUGUGCUGGAACUGCAGAACCAGCUGACCAACCAGAUUAAGAAUGGGAAAAUGCAGACACUCAACAGAAGCACAGUUGAGACACCAGUUAAAGAAAAAUAUGAAGCUGUCAAGCAAGAAUUUGAAAAAUUUUUAAAUGAAGAUCCAGAUAAUGAAAUACUAAUUCAAUGGAAAGCUAAUUUUGAGCAUAAACUCCUCACACUUAAUAAGAAACUCAUUUCAGAAUGCAGAACAAAAAUCAAUGAACUUAUUCAUUUUAAAGACAGUCAAGAAAGUCUGGAUAAGAAAAAAGCAAACUAUGAAAGAGAAUUAUUAGAAAAGAGCAGGAGGUUGGCUUUAUCUAUAAAGGAUAAAGAGUUAAGUAUGGAAGAGAUACAGAAGAAAUUUCAUCAACUUUGGACAAAAUGGAUCCAUGAUGUGUCCUCAACUUUCCCUCAAGUCAAAGAGCCUAACAUUAAGCUAGAAUCUGAAAACAUCCUUUUGAAUUAUUUCAGACGUGAACCAAAUGUGGUAGAAACACUGAGCAAAAAUUCUGGAGAGAUAUUCCAACUCAAUUAUACCACACAUGUGAAAAUAAGUAAGAAAUAUUACCUUUUCAAAAAUAAUUUAGAGGCCCAUGAUAAAGAAACCAUUAGUAUGACUAAUAAUCAGAUUAUUGCAAGAUAUGAAGAAACUAUUACUGACAUUCAGAUGCACCAACGUGGUUACAGUUCCAGUGAUUUCCAUAAAAUCCUGCAAAUAGUAGAUGAGGAAAUAAAAUCUGCACCUGGAAAAGAAAGGUAUUCCUUUACAAAAAAAUAUCAAGUUGACAUAUGUCGGCAUUUAUUCCAAAAAGCCUCACAGUGUUUUGAGGAGAUGCACAGAACAUUCAAGAGAGCAAAUGACCCUGUGACCUACUUGGAGUCUAAGAAAGAUGAUUUCUUCAUGAGUUUUAAAAUCUCCUGCCAAGGAGCAACUUCUAUCACAACAUUUGUUGAUUUUCUAUGGAAGAAACUCUCUCCAGCUGUGUCCACCACCAUAAGACAAAAAACAGUCCCUAAAAUUGCUGGGGACAUGAGAAGUACCUGUCCUGAAUUCAACGGAAACAGAGCUAACUUGGAGAAACACAUUCUCAUCUCUCUGGCAGAGGAGGAGAACUUUGAAAAUUAUUGUCAAUAUAUUGAAAAACCAAAAUCAUUUUUCAAGAAUUACAUUGAAACAUGUAUUAGAAAGUACUGUUCAGGAUCAGGGGCUGAAACAAUACAGGCUUUUUUAAAACUAAGUUUAGAUGACAUAAAAAAUGCCCUGCUCUCCGCUAUUCAUAAAUCCACAGCAGAAGCUAAAGACAAAAGCAGCACUGCCUCUGAGUGGCUGGAUUUGUUCUGUGAUCACCUCGGGAGCAACUUCAUCUUUCCACGAAGUGACUUGAUAAGCAUUGAACACCAGGAGAUUAAAGACAUGGAGUUUCUCAAGCAAGCCAUGAGUGCAGCUCUGGAUCCUGUAAUGAAGAUAGUUGAACAAAGCUGCUUGAGUAAACCUGUAGAUGAAAUGGUUCCUGCAAUUGAGAAACUACUCUCUGAACACCUGUGUGGCUGCUGGGAACAGUGUCCCUUCUGUAGAGCCAUCUGCACAAACACAAUACCUAACCAUGAUGGAGAGCACAGUGUUCCUUUCCAUCGACCACAGGGAGUCAAUGGAUGGCAUUGGAGAAUGACAGACAACUUGAUCACUGCUUGCUGUACAAGUUUGGUGGCAAGUGAUUCCUUAUUUCAACGUAUUGAUGGCCAGAAAUUCCCAUACAAGAACUACCGAAAUGCAGGAGGGGAUUAUGCCACGUGGCGCAUCACUCCAGAUUCAUCCACCCUGCCAUACUGGAAGUGGUUUGCUUCUUACUUCAAAUCACAUCUGGAAGAGAAAUAUCAGCUUAAAUUUGCAGGUAAAGGUCAAAUUCCUGAUGCAUGGGCCAGAAUCACAAAGCAGGAAGUGCUUGAGGACUUGAAAAAGCAGUAAUAUUCAUGUGGUGACAAGAAUCUCAAGAUCUACCUAAACAAACCUUAAAUUUCUCCUUAAAGUGAGAAACACAAUCCUGCCAUUUUCAAAAUGGAAAGCUGAAAAUGUAAGUCAAUUCAUCUGUUCAUGAAUUAAA